This is a messenger RNA of Daldinia decipiens, 978 nucleotides long. Its product is annotated as ADP-ribosylation factor 6. Gene Ontology annotation, biological process: vesicle-mediated transport; intracellular protein transport. Gene Ontology annotation, cellular component: cytoplasm. Gene Ontology annotation, molecular function: GTPase activity; GTP binding. The record is from RefSeq and is a predicted model, not a curated record. NCBI's taxonomy places the organism in Eukaryota, Fungi, Ascomycota, Sordariomycetes, Xylariales, Hypoxylaceae. The coding region runs from base 216 to 776 and encodes 186 amino acids. The transcript is spliced from 3 exons.
CCUAUUGUUCUCCUCCUUUUCCCUUUCGACUCUCACAUUAACGAACUCGACAACGUAAAACGCCAUCUCAAUCCCAGUCGAGCGCGCCAAACGCAAAUCGAUUCUCCAUACGGCUUCACACUCCCGCAAACAAGGCGACAUAUAUAUUAUCGAUAGUACUUGUUCUCUUCACUAGGAUUGAACUGAUAUCUUGACCGCGAUCGAUAAUACUCGAGAUGGGGGGCCAACUUUCUAAGAUGAUGGGUAAGAUCUUCGGAUCUAAAGAGAUGAGAUUGUUGAUGUUGGGGCUCGAUGCUGCUGGAAAAACGACAAUAUUAUACAAGCUCAAGUUGGGCCAGGACGUUACUACUAUCCCUACCGUCGGCUUCAAUGUCGAGACGGUCACGUACAAGAACGUCAAAUUCAACGUCUGGGAUGUUGGUGGUCAAGACAAGAUCCGUCCCUUAUGGAGACAUUACUUCAGCGGAACCCAAGGUCUAAUCUUCGUAAUUGACUCUGCCGAUCGCACGCGGAUGGAAGAGGCGAGACAAGAAUUACAUCGCAUUAUCAACGACAGGGAGAUGAAGGAUAGCUUGCUGCUGGUAUUCGCAAACAAGCAAGAUAUCAAAGAUGCAAUGAAACCACAAGAAGUAACCGAGGCACUCCAGCUGUCCAAGCUUAAGGAUAAGAUCUGGUACGUAGUGCCUAGUUGUGCCACGACGGGCGAGGGUCUGCUCGAGGGGUUGGCGUGGCUGUCAAACAACGUCAAGGCGCCCCCUGCGCCGGCCAAGAAGUAGGGCUUCUAGUUCUAGUUCACUGUUCCUUUGAUACCCUUGAUUUUCUUUGAUUUAGAACGACCACCUCCCUACAACUUGGCCAGAGAUGGACAUGACGAGCGAGCUCCAAUGGUCUUAUACGGCUCUAAUAACUCGAUGAAAUUGGUUCGGGCUAGGAUGUUUUUGGCGCGGUACAAUGAAGAUGCCUCGUAUAGUUCAGGGU